Molecule: messenger RNA, 573 nt
Organism: Coprinopsis cinerea okayama7#130
Lineage: Eukaryota; Fungi; Basidiomycota; Agaricomycetes; Agaricales; Psathyrellaceae
Exons: 4
Coding region: 1-573 (190 amino acids)
Source: RefSeq, a predicted model, not a curated record
AUGGGACGCCAUAGAAAGUACCAUACCCUCGAAGAGAAACAGAUCGCCAACCGCCUGAAGUCCAAGCGAUACUAUGAGAACAACCAAGCUCGAGUAUCUCAGCGACGGAAAGAGUUGGCCACGGAACGGAAGAUGGAGAAGAGUCGAGAGAGUUCCUCACGGAAGGCAGAGGUUGUGGCUACCAAAAGAGACAAAUUCAAGGAAGCUCAAUACUGGGUGGAUCGGGCGCUGGAACAAAAGGCUCAGGUUGCCGCUUUGUUAGAGGGACAGACGGUCCAUGAUUUUUUGGCCAACCUCACAACACAACUCACAUCCACAAGUCCAGAGUCGGCACGCGAUCGCGUACAGGAGUACAUCAAUGGCCUCAGCGCCAUCCGCAAGAGAGUCGACACGAGCCACGGCUACGUUCUCAAUCUUAAAGGGGUGGGGCAUGAACUCUCACAGGUGUGCACGGCGUACAAGGUGGUGGAUGACGUUGUGGGCGAGCUCGAAGACCUCCUAGUCAUGCUGCUCGUCGACAUGGACGAUUUCCGUUUGCGUGUCCACGAGAAGACUUUGCAUUACCUAAAAUAG